UGUUGUAUUUUAUCGCUUUUUUUUAACCACUCCUAUUACACACUAUAGCAACGAUUCAUGUAAAGUGUUGUGUGCGUGUGAAAAUGUGCAAAGUAGAAAUGCUGAGAGUGUUGCUGAAGCAGCGACUAACUGCUGCUGUGGAAGAAAUAUUUGUAGUGUUAGAAAGAACGAUAGCAGAAUACGAGGAGGAACUUUCUAGAACAAAAGAGGAGAACGAGCGACAACGUCAGGUACUGGACGCUCUCUUCCAACCGGAAGUUGUGUUACGCAGAACAGAAUGUUUACCCCCCAAGCAGCGGGGGAGGAGCGCCAGGUUGGAGCAGGAGGAGCCACAGCUCCCCCGCAUUAAAGAGGAAGAGGAGGAUCACAGCAUCAGUCAGGAGGAAGCUCAUUUUGGAGGACUGGAGGAGUUCCCUGUGAAGAGUGAAGGAGAUGAGGUCAAAGGUGAAAGUGAGGAGAAGAGAGCGGUGGAGAGACCAGGCAUCUGCUCAAGUCAACACAUGACAAUAGAAGGUGAUGGUGGAGGAUCACAAGCAGACGUAGCUCCUCCACUGUCCGAUAGUGAGCACACAAGGUCUACUAAAGUCCAUGUGACGAUGGACGCUGACGACACGCGCUUCAGAUGCUCUUUGUGUGACAAAACAUUUUGCAGCAAGAAGAACCGUAAAGAACACAUGACAUGUCACUCAGAUGAGAGACCGUUCAGCUGCUCCGUCUGCGGUAAAAGAUUCUCCCGCAAAGGCAUCUUGACGAGACACACCAGACUGCACACGGGGGAAAAACCGUACAGCUGUUCAGUUUGUGGCCAACGGUUCUGUCAGCAGUCGAACUUGAUAUCGCACACAAGAAGGCACACGGGCGAGAAACCCUAUUCCUGCUCGUUCUGCCACUCGUCUUUUAGCAACAGCUCCAACUUGUACCGACACACCAGAAUACACACCGGGGAGAAACCUUUCCUCUGCUCAGUGUGCGGGAAAAGAUUUUCAGUCAUGGGACGUUUGCGAGCACACAAAAGGUUACACGCCGGUGAGAAACCCUCGCUCGCCUAAACCCUGCCCAAUCUGCAACUGAGGUUGUGCGGAGGAAUCUGCAAUGGCUAAAAACACAGGAACUCACACGUUUAGGUCGCCACACCUACACCGAGGGUGCGAAAGACAGGCUGUUUAACCGCUGAAGAAGAGGUGCGCUUUGCAGAACUGCAGCUACACGCAGAGCAAGGCCACAAGAAGAACUGGCACUGCAAGCCUUCAUUCAGGGUCUCUGACCGUAGUGGUCCAAAGAACACGUUUAAGGACUUUGCAAAGCGUUCUAAGUGAGGCUGAGAGGGUCAAGCACAUCUUGGGUGAAAGAAGAUGAAGAAGGCACGAGACACCGAGACCGCCGCACUGACCGAGAGGACCGUGAUGAUGAGGAUGUGUCCUGCCAAGCCUUCAGAGCACACCUGCAGCAGACGUAGGGUAGAGAUAUGCCAAUGUCCAAUAUAGCCUCGCUCCUUGUUCCCCACAAGAUGAGGAGGCGAGUCCUCCAACGGAUCCAUGAAGCGAUGAGGAUGGAGUACGGUGACCCCGCCCAGCUUUUACUGGCCGAGGCGUCGAAGAGACGCAGAACGCUACAAAGGCGAUGCAAGGUUCAUGCGGUCACAGCGCAGGAAAAGUGAGGCCAGGCUGCAGGACAGACCUUCAGUGGCACACAAACCCUCAGAGAUGGCGUGAAUGGCGAGACUUGGUUUGAAAUGCUUCAUCAUGCCUUGCUAGCCAUACUAUUGAGGUAUAGUUGUUAGUUUAGUGCUCAGCUGUUUUUGAGUUUAUUUGCUGAGCUAAGUUUCUUCUUCUACAUCUUCCACCAUUUUGUAAUAGUCCCUGUGUGAUUGUGAACCUUUUGAGAGUGGGUCUUUGAAGUUGUGUUAGUACAACAAGCCAUUGUAUUGUCUGCUCGUGGAAAACAAAAAUGCUAAUCUACGAUUUGACUCCCUCAAAUGGCCUUGACGGUCCAACAACAGGAGCAGGAUGUUCUGAAAACAUCCCCCCGAGGACUCCUCAAUGAUGGACGCUUUUGACCUCCCUGCCUCCUCAACGACACCUGGAGUCGAACUUUUGCUUGCAUGCAGAACGGCCUCAGGCCUCAGGCCUAUGAACAUGAACACUACAUCAACACACCCAAGACAAUGGGCAUAUACACACACACCCCCUCCCCCACCCCACGCCUUCUCCACCGCUUGAUUCCCCUUCGGGGUGAUGGACGGCUGGCAGCGCUUCAUAGCAGCAGUCGACCUCCAGGGCCCCAACUCCCCGCCUCUCUGUUGCGAGUUGUCGUGAUUAUAUGUAACAUGUUUAUGUGUGCAUGGCAUGGAGGUUUUUUCCCACUCCAGACUAGGCCCCCUUAGGAGCCCAGUCUAGAUUGUAUUUUUUUUACUCAUCUUCUUCCCCAGCGUUUUACCUUUUUCCCAUCUUUUACGGGGCGCCUCGUGGCGACCCAUCAGCGUUCCUGUUCUGUAACCCUGUACACUGUUUGUUUGUAACCCUGUACACUGUUUGAUUGUAACCCUGUACACUGUUUGAUUGUAACCCUGUACACUGUUUGUUUAUAACCCUGUACACUGUUUGUUUGUAACACUGUACACUGUUUGUUUGUAACCCUGUACACUGUUUGUUUGUAACCCUGUACACUGUUUGUUUGUAACACUGUACACUGUUUGUUUGUAACCCUGUACACUGUUUGUUUGUAACCCUGUACACUGUUUGAUUGUAACCCUGUACACUGUUUGUUUGUAACCCUGUACACUGUUUGUUUGUAACCCUGUACACUGUUUGUUUG
Messenger RNA from Entelurus aequoreus (snake pipefish), 2814 nucleotides. Its product is annotated as zinc finger and SCAN domain-containing protein 2-like. The record is from RefSeq and is a predicted model, not a curated record. Gene Ontology annotation, cellular component: nucleus. The transcript has 2 exons. NCBI's taxonomy places the organism in Eukaryota, Metazoa, Chordata, Actinopteri, Syngnathiformes, Syngnathidae. Bases 84 to 1049 code for a protein of 321 amino acids.